AAACACCAAACAAGAGAAGGGUAAAGUUGCCAUGAUGGUUCAAAUGAAAGUUUUGAGUCUGUGCGUAAAUUAUCUAUUAUUUUGAUUAUUAAUUUUCGUUCGGUUCAUUUUUUUUAUAUAAGAAAAUCGAUUAAGAAUAUUUGCUCGUUUAUUUUUUCAACGAUCAUUUAAUCUUCGAAUUAUGGCUACAUAACUUGAAUUUUAUUAAUGAAUGUUCAAGAUGAUCUCUUCGAAUUGCAUCUUCAUCACAUUCGAUUACAGUUACGAGUUGAACUUUGGAUAAACUCGUAUUCGUUUCUUAAUUUUAUGAUAUGAAAAACUAAAACGAAUAUGUCAGCUCCGAAUGAAUUCUUACCCGUAACAUCUCACACAUUUCAUCACGACGGUGUUUCACCGCUGGUGAUCCAAGCAGCCCAUUCGAACUCUAAUUUUCCAGCCACUGCGAACACAAACGGGCCGCACUUCAAUGGAGGCGGAUUUUUUCCAAAUUCCAUCGGAUACGAUGUGACCAUGUUACCAUUAUUCCAUCACACGGCUCAAAGGCCAGCUCAUUUUAAUGCAUUCGCUCAUCAGAAACAAAUGCCGAACGAAAAUUUGUCCAAACAAGAUCUUCCUCAUCAAAUACUAGCGCCACCCGAUGGACGUUCUAACGUAUUCAAUACCGAAACGACUAACAAUUCGGUUCAAUCGGCGUACUGGUCGAGGCAAUCGCAGCUCAGUCCGUUUGGCGUAUUACCGCAUGAAAUAUCACCGGAGCAUAUCGAACCUGAGACGAAAUCGUACGAUAUCAAUACGCAUUUCGCGCCGUCUCCUAUUAAUAAUAUAAACACCCUCGGUCAUACCGAUUGCGAUAAAAAAAGUCAAGUUAUCGUAUCGGGAAAAUCGAAGGAUGCGUCGAAUAUGAAAAAAUACCUUCCUAAGGCUGUCAACGAUGUGAAAAUGCAGCAUAUCUUGUCGUCUAAUCACUACCCUCAGAACGAUUUAGUGUAUAGAAAUGGUGUCAUCAAUCACAGCAGUCAUGCCAACUUAGCUAAGGUGAAUUCGAGCUAUAAAAGUACCACCAAACACGCUGAAACGAUGGAAUCGUUACCAACAGUGGUGAACGAAACUAUGAGCCCAUUACCGAGAGAUUAUCGUGUAUUUAAAUCACCUCCGAUUCAGUUUGCCAGCAAUCCUCCUCCGGCUGUUGUGAAUUUCACCGGUAAACAAAAUAAACAGUAUUUACAUAAACAAAUGCCGGCCAAUAAAAGCGUUCAAAAUGGUGCGAUGGGGUUGAAAAAUCAACAACGACUGAAUUCCAAUGGUUCGCCUUCUAUGAUGCUGCACAAGAUGAACGAUUAUCACGAAGACAGUCAGUCGUCACCGAUUAGUUUAACUUCGGAUGAUUUAAAUGAUCACAAUCGGUAUCCAGGUGAUGUAAUCCGACCAACUAAUAGCUUAAAGGAGAACGAUCAAUUCAAUAUGAAUCAAAUGACACCUAACACUAUAGCUCACAGUGUACCCGUUAGUCCAUCUAUUUAUAGGGAUAUGCAAACCGAUAUGAAUUGCCAAGAUGGUAAAAAAGUUACCCAGAAUUUCAACAAGUUACCUCAUUCGCCUGGUAACGUACAGAAUAACGUUAUCGUUGAUCGGAAUCGUACGUCGUUUCCACCCUUGUAUAUCGCUUAUAAUAAACCCGCAGUCGCUACCUCGCUUCCUAUGGUACAGAAAAGACCUCAUGAUAAGGUGAACGAAAGAAACGAUACUCAAAACGCACCCGGUACGCCUCCGAUGAUGGUUAAAUCUCCUCAUCAAAACAGCCCAGUGGGAUAUUCGUCGGUGAUAAUGAGAACUGAUCGAAGCUACGAGCCAGAAGAUAAAGUGGAUAAAUCGCCGAGACAAAUGAUGUGGCCGACAGAUCGUCAGAACCACGCACCCGUCGCGCCUCCAAAAAACGAUAAAAUAGUUCACCAGAGCCAUAUCCAGCCUACGGUUGCGGAUCACCAGCAUCUUCUGUUGGGCUUGACCGAGCGUCAACAUUCGUACUUCGAUACGACACCCUGCCCUACGCAAAUGAAUACGCAAUCGAUGGCCAACGUCAAAUGUAACUCGAAACCUUUACCGAAAAUGUACGACGACCGUAUCCCAGAAACUCACCAACCUCAAGUUACCCAGCCCCAAGAGCCGAUGCAUCAUUACCAGCAAUACAUGCAGAUACCCAAUAAGACGACGAUGCCUCAGCAAAUAGAACCAGUUGUGGCUCCACCUCAAGAACAACCAGUCGUCGAAAAACCGUAUUCGCGUAAGAGGAAAUCAUCUAAAGUGAACGAACCUCCUAGACACACUCUGCCAACCGAGUAUCCGGCUCGCGAUCCACCUCCGGCGCAUCUCAACAUGUACCAGCAACCGUUGCAGAACACCGGUUACAUGAUGGAGACUGGCGCGCGUUACGAUGUUGCCCACAAUAUGCCCAAAAUGUAUUCGAAUACCGAGCAAUUUUACUCGCAGCCGGCUACAAACAACUACAUUAAUCCUGUAGUAACCAACAUCUCGCAUGACCCUGCUCAACACCAGUCAGUGAUCUCGUCCCAUGCAAAUAUAUCAGCUUCUCGUCAUACUCCGUCCACAUCGUUGCAUCAACUCAGAAAUGUACCUGCCGCCGCCUCCAUUCCACCAUCUCUUCCUUUAUCCGCGUAUUUCUCAUCGUUUCAAUCGAGUAGUUCGCCUUAUCAUCAUCACGAUUACCAUCCUGCUCCUGCUGCUAUACCUAGUACUCCUGCUGCUGCUCCUGUGGAGCCCCCAGUUCCGAUGACCAUCGCCGGUUAUAAUAUCAACGACGUGCAGAUAUUCCCUCCAACCGCGCCGAAUAAAUUAGAAAAAGAUGUUUACGAGGGACGUGUCAAAGUCAUCGUGCCGAAUAUCGAAGAAGAAUUUAAAUUCUUGUUCGAUCCGACGACACCGAACUUCAAACUAAUCUCAGCCGUUAGCGAAGAAGAAGCCAUGUCCAAAUCGAUAGCCAAACCGAUGUUUUACCGUAAAAACAUCGAUUUCUUAGCCAGCUACAUUAAGUUCCUCGAAAACAAUUGCGAAAGUGUCGAAACUCUCACCGAUGGUAAUUCUGGAAUGUUGAAAACAUGGAAUCGAAAUAAAGUCGCUUAUCAACCCAUCGUCCGUGAUGAUAACGCCGCCGAAUCAGUUCCUCCUGCUCUUCCGAAAGAACUUCCUAAACAAAAAGAGCCUGAAACUAAUUUCGAAAAUGAUCCUAGGUAUUACCCGUUACCUAAAUCAUCUGAUAAAAGAAGACUGGACAGUUCGAGCGACGAGUCGUCGGAUGAAUUUUCAAAAAAACCUAAACCAGUUCCCAAAAAAGUAGUCGAAGAGAAGAAAAAAGAACCAGUGAAACCGAAAAAAGAAGUAAAAAAAGUUAAAGUUAAAAAAGAACCAGUCGUAGAAACCAAAACGUCUGUUAAAACCAAGCUAGAGAAGCUGGAAAAGGCUAAAAUGAAACUAGCCAAGUUACAAUUGAAAGCUGAAAAGAAGAAACAUAAAGCGGAUAUGAUUAAACCAAAAAUGGAAAAAGCUAUCGCCGAAAUUAAAACUAUCAAGAAUUCCGGUCUUCAGAAACCUAAACCGAAAGAUACCGUCAAAGAAACGAAAGUUAUUCCUCGAAGAAAAGUAUCAGAUAGGAAAGCUAAGGAUGAGUCAAUGCUAAAACAGAAAAUUCAAGGAGCCAUUGAUUCUGAAAAUGAAGAUCAAAGCGGCGAUAGUGAUUCUGAUCCUUCGUGGACUCCUCGUGCUGAUGACGAAGAAAAUGGUACUAAACGGAAAGGAAUCCGGAUUCGGGCAGUUAGAUUCAAAACAAAGACUGUACGAAAAAGUGAUCCGACAUCUUUCAAGCAGAAUUUCACCGAAAACCAUAAAAAACAAUCCGUUGAGAAGAAAGAAACUCUGAAGAAUAGUAAAGCUACAGACGUUGGCCCUAAGUCAAAAUCAUUUUUAAUUUUGAAAAAGGAAGCAAAUACAAAACACCCAAAUUUAUGGCGAAAACAAGACGAAUUCAGAUUACAAAAAUUCGAACAUUAUGAAAAAGAUGGAAGACACUUGUAUCGAAAUACGUCGGAGGUUUGCAAAUAUUCCGAAAAGGAUAAGAAUAAAUAUCAAGAAGUAGACAUUAGCAUAGUCGAAGAAAAGAACGAUAAAAUAAUAUUAGAAUUAUGUGAUGAUACCGAAAUACCCACUGAUCUCAAAAUAAAAGAAAAUUUCAUGAAAGAAUCUCUCUGUUACGAGCAUCAGUUCGCCGUUUAUAUUCAAACUUUGGUCUCGCAAGCUUUAGAUUCGAAUUUCUUGGGCGAAAUAGUCAAGGAAAAUGAUGAUUACUUCUUGAGUAAUAUGAAAGUGAUCGACGAAGUCACCGCUACUUAUUUGACUGAUUUAACCGGUGUGAUAAAAUGGAAGGAAAAUUCGUUGAGUAUUUUGGUCAAAACGUGGCCAUUCUUAUCGAUCAAAAGUAUUCGAGGAGAUUCGUCCAAAAUCAAAUGUUCCAGUUGUAGUAAAACCAAUUCCAAGCAAACCGCUAUAUUUUACGGUCAACCUUACCAAAGAGAAACUCUGCAGGGAUGUAACCCGAAUUCCAGUAUUCCUAAUGAUUUGGAUAAGACGGUCGAUUUGUGUAGAAGUUGUUCUCGCGAGGUGAAAUUGUUCAAUAGAAUAUGGCAUCAAAAGUACCACACGUUUGUCGAAUGUGCGAAAUAUGUUUCGAAGAAGAAAUCUGAAGAUAAAACUAAAGGAACGACAGAUGUUCUGAAUGAAUUAUUGGCUGAUACGAAUUGGUUAUCCAAAUUAUUUUACGAUAUUCGAAACACCUGGCUGCAAAUCUGGACAAUUGUGCAGAAAAGCAAAGAUAGCUGAAAUGUCGCGUUCAAUUAAAUCUCAUCUAUGUACUUACAUUAAGCUAGCUACAGCGAGGAUGACGACGACGGUCUGCAUUUUUGUACAUAACCUCGAGUCGGGCUAACUCGAUUUCCAAGACUGCAUUUUUUUUUUUUUUUACUUUUUCAAUACAUUUUUUUCUGUUUUAUUUUAUACGUGAAAAACAUAUUCACGUAGUAUUUGCUCCAAAAAAAUUCAAAUUAUCGGCGGAGUUUCGAGAAGGUUGUAUUUGCAAAUGUAUUUUUCGAACAAAUAUCGAACAACGGUGCGGCGCGUACCAUAAAGGUGCUAAUUUUUCCAUAUGAAAUUCCCCGUUUUUGGCACAUUCACAUUGCAAUUCUAUGUUACCAAGUAUUAUUAUGAAUUUAAGUAUUUAUUUAUUUAUUGUAAAACGAUCGAUUCGUUUCACGAAUAAUGUUGAAAACAUUAUCGAACGAUCGAUUCUCGCCAUAUUUCCGUUUAAUAAUUUAUUAUUAAUUAUUUUUAUUAUUGUAUUAGUUUAGUCGUAGGUUGUUCUAAAACAUAAAGAAAGGAAUUAUUAAAUCAGCCAUAGUAAUACUCAUAAGAACUUAAUCGCAGUUACCAAACACAACUGUAUUACGGAUUUUAGAUUUAAUGCUCGUAUGUCUAUUUCACGGGAGGAAAUAAUUUUGUUGGUGGCGAGGGGGGAGGGGGAGAGAGGGCGAGACGAAGAUAUAUCAGGAAAAAAUGCUUAUCGAAACGAGCAAUAUUUUUUUUUUGAAAGCAGCUUUUCUUUACACUGGCUGAUUUUCGAUAUAGCUAAAAAAUUAAAUCAGUAUGUUCUGAAAUACCCAAACUACAACAUACCCAACUGCAGAGUAGAUUUAUUUCGCGUCUAGUGGAAUUGCGUUUAUUCUUAAAGGCUGUGGCCAGAUCUUAUAAUAAUUAAUUACAUUAAGCUAGUUUUUGUGAUCGAUUUUCAAGUCUUUAGAUUUAAAAGUAGCGAACGAAUCAUUUUUUUACUUCAUAACUCACUUUUUAUUCAAUUCGCAAGAUCGAUAGCGUUUAAAAAUUGCAUAUUAAAAUGUCUCUUAAUUACUUAAUAUAAAAAUAACCUUUGAAAGAUUUCUUUUCAUAUGACAAUAAAUCUUCAGUUGACGCAAG
Planococcus citri (citrus mealybug) is the source of this 6033-nucleotide messenger RNA. RefSeq lists its product as uncharacterized. Bases 331 to 4887 code for a protein of 1518 amino acids. The record is from RefSeq and is a predicted model, not a curated record. Lineage: Eukaryota; Metazoa; Arthropoda; Insecta; Hemiptera; Pseudococcidae. Gene Ontology annotation, cellular component: nucleus. The transcript is spliced from 11 exons.